AUGCUCUCAAUACUAAGAAAAGCACGCCUAAAGGACAAGGAGAUGCGCAUUCUGAUGCUAGGACUGGACAACGCAGGCAAAACGACCAUCGUGAAGAAGAUUAUGAAUGAGGAUGUGCAUAGCGUGAGCCCGACCUUGGGCUUCAUCAUCAAGACGAUUGAGUAUGACGGAUACAAGUUGAAUAUAUGGGAUGUCGGAGGCCAGAAAACCUUGCGCACCUACUGGAAGAACUACUUUGAGAAGACGGACACACUCGUCUGGGUCGUCGAUGCCACGGACCGCGAGCGCAUCGACGACUGCAGACAGGAGCUCGCAGGCCUGCUUCUCGAGGAGCGUCUAGCGGGAGCCAGCCUGCUCGUGUUCAAGAACAAGAGCGAUGUGCCCGGCGCCAUGACCGAGGACGAAGUCCGCAAGGGCCUGCAGCUGGAUGCCAUCAAGACACACAAGUGGACCAUCAUGGCGUGCAGUGCAAUGACGGGGAUGAAUUUGCACGAGGGAUUGAGGUGGGUGGUCGAGGAUGCAAAGGCAAGGCUGUUCCUCUUUUGAAGCAUUUUCUAAUAGGAUGGAAAUCGUAUUAAUAACCGAUUGGUCCUGGCAUGACUUGUUAGAAUUGGUAC
Westerdykella ornata is the source of this 617-nucleotide messenger RNA. Its product is annotated as ADP-ribosylation factor. Gene Ontology annotation, molecular function: GTP binding; GTPase activity. Bases 1 to 546 code for a protein of 181 amino acids. Gene Ontology annotation, biological process: protein folding. Gene Ontology annotation, cellular component: cytoplasm; microtubule cytoskeleton. The record is from RefSeq and is a predicted model, not a curated record. Lineage: Eukaryota; Fungi; Ascomycota; Dothideomycetes; Pleosporales; Sporormiaceae. The transcript is spliced from 6 exons.